UUGGAUCACGAGAUCUGCCUAUACAUAAGUUGUAUCCCUGCAGAACACAGUUCUAAACAUGCAUCACAGAUACGGGUAAUGAUGGAGUAUUCAUGGAGGAGAGAGAUGCUACUUUUUCUGGGUUUAAGCCUACUGCUGUGUUUUUCUACUUCACUACUACUGGCACAUGCAGCAGCCACGCAGAUCACCUAUGACAAUGGCCAACUUCUGAUCAAUGGAGAACCCAGAAUUCUGAUUUCUGGUUCCAUCCACUACCCACGUAGCACUGCGGAGAUGUGGCCAGACCUUAUUCAGAAAGCAAAGGAGGGUGGACUCGAUGUAAUUGAGACUUACAUUUUUUGGGAUGUCCAUGAGCCCCAUCGCCGCGAGUACAAUUUCGAGGGAAACGUCAAUUUUGUCAAAUUCUUCAAGAUAGUUCAAGAAGCAGGGUUAUACGGCAUUCUUCGCAUCGGUCCUUAUGUCUGUGCAGAAUGGAACUAUGGAGGACUACCAAUGUGGUUGCAUAAUAUACCUGGAAUUGAAUUCAGGACAGAUAAUCAAGCUUACAAGGACGAGAUGCAAAUCUUCACCACCAAAAUUGUUGACAUGGCUAAACAGGCAAACCUGUUUGCUCCACAAGGAGGACCGAUAAUCCUUGCACAGAUUGAGAACGAAUAUGGUGAUGUCAUGGGACCUUAUGGAGAGGCGGGGGUAAGGUAUAUGCAAUGGUCCGCAAAGAUGGCUGAAUCCCAAAAUAUUGGCAUUCCAUGGAUCAUGUGUCAACAGGAGAAUGCACCACAGCCAAUGAUAAACACAGAAAAUGGAUUUUACGGCAAAUGGGAUUGGAAGCCAAACAACCCAAAAAGUCCUAAAAUGUGGACUGAGAACUGGAUUGCCUCGUUCAGGAGCUGGGGCCUACCAGCCCGCCAUAGAGCUGCUGAAGAUGUGGCUUAUGCAGUUGCCCGUUUCUUCCAAAAUGGUGGUGUUCUCCAAAACUACUAUAUGUACCAUGGAGGAACCAAUUUUGGUCGUACAGCAGGCGGCCCGUAUAUCGCAACCACUUAUGAUUAUGAUGCACCACUCGAUGAAUAUGGGAUUUUGAAUCAACCAAAGUGGGGACACCUAAAGCAACUUCAUGAAGCUAUCAAAUCAGCUGAGAAGAUUCUCGCUAAGCUGUCAUCUACACACAAGGACAUCCAAAACAAUGUUACGCUGACUACAUUCAUGAACAACUCUACUAGAAAAUCAUUCUGCUUCUUGAGCAACAUUGAUCCUAAACUAGAUGUGAAUGCUGACUUGGGAAAGAAUGGAAAGUAUUUCCUGCCUGCUUGGUCUGUUAGCCUUCUUUCUGAUUGCAACAAAGAGAUCUACAACACUGCUAAGGUCAGCACACAGACAUACCUGAAGACAAACAAGCCAAGCAAUGUUGACACUCAAUUCAAUUGGGAAUGGAAGGCAGAGCCCUUGAAUGAUGCCCUCAAUGGAAUGGGAUCGUCUACUGCAAACAAGCUUCUCGAGCAGAAAGCAACCACUGUUGAUGCUAGUGACUACCUGUGGUACAUGACUAGUGUGAACAUUGAUAAUUCUUUCGGUAAAAAGGCAAUCCUGCAUGUGAAUACAACAGGACAUGUACUUCAUGCUUAUGUCAACAAGAAAAGGAUAGGAUCUGACUGGAGUAGUGAUGGAAAAGGUUUCGUGUUUGAGAAACCAGUCACAUUGAAGGAAGGCAUUAAUCAUUUAUCUUUAUUGAGUGCUACAGUUGGAUAUAAGAAUUACGGUUCAUUUUAUGAUAUGGUACCCAAUGGAAUAGUUGGUGGUCCAGUUCAGUUGAUCGGAAAUGGUAAUGUUACUAAGGACCUAUCAUCAAAUGAAUGGUCCUAUAAGAUUGGUUUGAAUGGUGAGCAUGAGAAAUUCUACGAUGAUAAACUGUCCCAAAACCAAAUAUGGUCCUUAGAAGCGCUUCCCUUGAAGAAGCCCAUGACGUGGUAUAAGACCACCUUCAAGGCUCCUUCAGGUAGUGAUCCUGUGGUGGUAGAUUUGUUGGGUAUGGGUAAGGGACAUGCCUGGGCGAACGGACAAGGCAUUGGAAGAUUCUGGCCAACCAUGAUUGCGAAAGCCCCCCAGGGUACUGAAUGCUCUGAUACAUGCGACUACCGUGGACAAUUCCAUGAUACAAAUUGCAUGCCUGACUGUGGCCUUCCUUCUCAAAGAUGGUACCAUGUCCCACGAUCAUUCUUGAAUAACGGGGAUAAUACAUUGAUCUUGUUCGAAGAAAUGGGUGGCAACCCCACACAAAUUAAUUUCAAGACAGUCACGGUAGGAAAGGUAUGUGGGAACGCAUUGGAGGGGAGCAUCUUAGAACUCUCAUGCAAAGGUAGCAAAAUCUCUGAUGUCGAAUUUGCGACCUUCGGUGAUCACCAAGGUAAAUGUGGAUCGUUCAAGAAAGGUAGCAGCGAUGCUCCGGACACUCUGUCCGUAUUGCUGAAAGCGUGCUUAGGAAAGGUGUCUUGUUCGAUAAAUGUUUCAGCAGCGACCUUUGGAUUGAGCAGCUCUAACUCAGCCACCACCCCCAAGAGGUUGGCUGUGCAAGCUGUUUGCUAGAGAGAGAUAUUUUAGCCCAAUUACUCUCACCCUCCUUUUUUGAGAAUCAGCAAUGUUAAGACUAUUUUCUCUGGCCAUGAUGAUAUAUUGAAAUGUUUUCAAAGCUAUUUGAAUGUUCAGAGGGAUUCUAAAAUUUUCAUGAGCCUAUUGCAUGUCCACAUAAAUUUUGUUCAUGAUGUUCCUUA
This is a messenger RNA of Macadamia integrifolia, 2765 nucleotides long. Its product is annotated as beta-galactosidase-like. The record is from RefSeq and is a predicted model, not a curated record. Gene Ontology annotation, molecular function: beta-galactosidase activity; carbohydrate binding. Gene Ontology annotation, cellular component: cell wall; vacuole. The transcript has 18 exons. Bases 79 to 2580 code for a protein of 833 amino acids. Gene Ontology annotation, biological process: carbohydrate metabolic process. Lineage: Eukaryota; Viridiplantae; Streptophyta; Magnoliopsida; Proteales; Proteaceae.